Acaulospora morrowiae is the source of this 2021-nucleotide messenger RNA. The record is from the annotation of a GenBank genome assembly. NCBI's taxonomy places the organism in Eukaryota, Fungi, Glomeromycota, Glomeromycetes, Diversisporales, Acaulosporaceae.
GAAUCGCGGUGGAUGACCCUACUUAUUUUACUUUUGACCAUGAAUGGUCUCUGUUGAAUUUUUUAUCGUACCGUCAAAAGUGUAUUGAUUUCCGAUUCAAUAAACAAAAAGAGCAUGAAAGAUAUGUCCGCAGUCUUACAGCAAUACUGAACUGGAAAGAAGCACCUGAUAUUGCAAUUGAGUGGGCAAACAAGGCGCUUGCUAUAGUACAGAAAAAGCUCUUAUACCAGCAAUCACCCAACACUCCUGACUGCGGUCAGGUGGAAAAGAAAUCACAAUCAAUCACUAAGUUUUGGGAGAAUGUCGCGUCUGUAGAAAAUCAAAUGACGGCAGCCAUAGCUAGACGCAAUGUUAUAAUGGAGGAGCAUACUAACACUGUCAUACAGUCGGUUUUCAAACAAGAUCAAAUUGUACGAGACAUGUAUGCGAGACAUCUAGAUGAUAAACGUCAAGAAGUGAAAAACUUGGAAGAUGUUUUACUAAAUUUCUUUCUUGUGCAGAAACGAUACCAUGUCAAUAUAAGUAAUAAAACGCAAGAUAUGAUGGAGAACAUGACAGAAGAAACUGUGAAAGCACAUUUAGAUAGAACAAAGAGUUCUUCCAAACAACAACUGUCCAACCUGUUAUCUGAUCGAGGUUAUUGUUCUAAAUGUCACAUGAAGAUUAAUAUCUCCGGACCAAUGAGAUUUUGUCCUUAUUGCGGAAGUAAAGUUGCUUCAUUCGAUGUUACUGACUUUGAGGAGUUUGAGAGUGACAAUGAUGAACCAGUUGAACCGGAUGAAGCAGAUGAAAAUAAGGACGAUGAAGGUCCUCCUAAAAUAGAUAAAUUGGCUUUUCGUGAAGCGCACCAUGCUAUCCCAGAUAAUGCAAAGAUGCAUUUGAAGUCAGGAAAGAUAGUUGAAGAUGUACUUUUUGAUUUCGCUAAAGAUAUGGAGCAUGAACACCAUGCCCAUUCCUACAUUAUAAAUUAUGAUGACGAAAAUGUCAAGGCAUUGUUCACCGAAACGGAGUGGAAUGAAUUAACUGAGGAUCGAAUUAGGAUUCCAGCUGUUCCGUGUGAAAUCGGUGAGGAGCUGGUGAGAUACGGGAAAAAAAAAACAUUAAGUGAGCUUCGUAAUUCCGUGUUGACAUCGUAUUUAAAAGAUGGGGCCAUCUAUGAUAUCAACAAGCACUACAAUCAGGAGUGGAUACAAAUGGUAUUGCGAACACUAGUAAAUCUAUAUGAAAAUCUAGAUUCCUCAUUAAUUAGAAACCAAUACGAAAAUUGGUUUACUGUCACUUUUUUGGAGACAUUCAUCGACCUCUGUAUGAGGGAUAUUCAAUUGUGCACGGAUAUUAAGAGGACCGACGCGCCAUCACUAGCUAGCGCCAACAGGAAAAGCCGCGGUCGAUCAGGAAACACAAAAACAAGAAUAUUGACAGGACGAAAAAUUGAUGGGAUAGUAUACAUAGUUGACAGAAAUAUUGAAGUGGGUGCAAUCGAAGCGGCGGGAUCAUUUUCUGGUGUUUCAGAUCGAAAGUACCUUCUUGAAACGUUCAAAAUGCCGAAAACACUUCGUGACAUGUAUGCUGAUCUUGUGAGAACAGCAAAUUAUGACGAACAAAAAGCUAAUAAUCUUCAGGUUUUCGGUAUUUUGCAUCUCGGUCUAAGUAUUCAGUUCACGAGAUUAUAUCGUGCCGGAGGAUCUAUUUGUAUUUUUAGGAAGGAUGCUGUAUCUCACCAUGUAGAUAGCAAAUUCUCUGAAGAUGGAAUAAAAUCUUUUCUAAAACUUAUGGUAGCAAUAUAUCAACAUAAGCUUAUUAUAAGGGAUAACCUACAUACACUGAAUAUCCGGAAUGCAAAUACUGAAUCAGGAGAUGAUUAUGAUUUACUAAACGAUAUAUUAGGAGUUGGAAAUUAUUCUACGUCACAAUCAUCGAUUGAACGUUUUGCCGAUUCUUGGCCUACCUCAAGAAAGAAAAAAAGACCAAAAAGUGAGAAUUUGAAGAAAAGGAAUGUAUUAAAAAAGAGAAGAUUGUAG